Molecule: messenger RNA, 891 nt
Organism: Caenorhabditis sp. 36 PRJEB53466
Lineage: Eukaryota; Metazoa; Nematoda; Chromadorea; Rhabditida; Rhabditidae
Source: the annotation of a GenBank genome assembly
AUGAGACUCAACUUCGCUUACCCAGCCACUGGGCUCCAGAAGUCCUUCGAGGUCGAUGAGGAGAAGAAGCUCCGCGUGUUCUUCGAGAAGCGCAUGUCCCAGGAGGUCGCUAUCGAUUCCCUCGGAGAUGAGUGGAAGGUAUUAUUCGCGUUUCUUCUGAAUCUCUCAAAACCGUUUUUUUUUCUUCAGGGAUACGUCGUCAGAAUUGGCGGAGGAAACGACAAGCAGGGAUUCCCAAUGAAGCAGGGAGUUCUCACCAACGGACGCGUUCGUCUCCUUCUCAAGAAGGGACAGUCGUGCUACCGUGAGCGCAAGUCCGGAGAGCGCAAGAGAAAGUCGGUCCGUGGAUGCAUCGUCGAUGCUAACAUGUCCGCUCUUUCCCUUGUCAUCGUCAAGAAGGGUACGUUGAGGAACUAUUUUUAAUGGUUUCUCAUUCAAAUUUCGUUUUUCAGGAGAUAGUGAGAUCGAGGGACUUACCGACAAUGUGCUCCCACGCAAGCUCGGACCAAAGAGAGCCUCCAAGAUCCGCAAGCUCUUCAACCUCACCAAGCACGACGAUGUGACCAAGUACGUCAUCACCCACGAGAAGACCUUCCCGGACGGUAAGAAAACUUUCUUUUCUUAUCAGUUUCACCCUCUUCAUUUGCAGGAGUUGUCAAGACCAUUGCCCCGAAGAUCCAGCGCCUCAUCACUCCAGCCCGCAUCGCCAGAAAGAAGCACCUUCUCCGCCAGAAGGUCGCUCAGCGCCUGAAGAUCAAGGAAGAGGCUGCUGCUUACCACAAGCUCCUUGCCAAGUACUCCAAGGAAGAGCAUGAUGCCAAGAUCGCCCGCAGACGAUCCUCGGCCUCGCACCACUCCGAGUCGGAGACCAAGAAGACCGGAAAGAAGUAA